AUGGGGCAGAGAGUGACGAUGAAGUUUGAUGUUCUUGCCACAGCAAGUUGCCAAGAGUUGGCUCCAUGCAGAAGGUCCAAGCGCCUAAGGUGCAAACCAACUAGGAAGAGGUCCAAACCAACUGGGAAGAGGGAUUUGGGUGGCAAGGAGAGUGAAGAUGAUGUAUUUGCAAAUAGCUCGAGCAGUUCCCAGGAUGACGCCGGGAAGUUAGCUUCUAGAAGAUCAAAGCGUCUCAGGGAGAGGCUUACAUCUGAUUAUUUUGAUGGUGAUGUGGGUGAAGACAGACACCCUGGGAAGAGCUCUGAUGAUUAUGAUGAAAAUUGUUCGGCUCCCCGCCGAGGAUCAAAACGCCUUCGGAACAGACUGGGCCCCAGAAAUAUUUCAUAUGCUGAUGAUGAUAGCGACACCGAUGAUAAUCGCAAGAAGAUUGUCCCAUGCAGGAGAACGUCAAAGCGCCUACAGGAGAAGCGGAAAGCUCAUGAUGUUUCAGAGGAGAGUUACACUGAAGCUUCGUCUUGCAUGUUGUCGACUUCUUCUUCAUCAGGUUCAGAUGAUGAAUUAUUGCACAAUUCUAUAAAACCUGGCAGACGUAAUUCGGGUGGACCUAGUUGUUCGAUCUGUAAGAUUGGAAUUGCCUGCUCUUUCCUCAUCAAAUGCAAGAAUUCCACUUGUUCUCGUAGCUUCCACACCUUUUGUCUUGAUCCUCCUUUGCAAGAGAUUAUAGGCACCUGGGAAUGUUCUUGGUGCAAAAGCAAUGCAGCACCAGCAGUCAAGGUGACAGAAGUGUUAACAUCAAAAAAAAUCCAAAGACUUGUUGGCCACAGACGAAUUCUUCAGGAGGCAGAUUUCCAGUAUCAAUUCCUCGUGAAAUGGCAAUCUCUUUCUCAUCAUCAUGACUGCUGGGUUCCGCUUGAAUGGCUUCAUGUAUCUGAUCCUUUACGAGUACAGAGCUAUCUAAACAAGAACUGCUUGCCUAAGGAAGUUUAUUCAGAGGAUCAAAGGAAGCUUGAGUGGUUUGAAGUAGAUCAUGCCAUUGCAUGUCGGAGGAAGUUCCAUCAUGAAGGUUUAUGUGAUGUCUUGGCUACUUUCCAGGAUAACCAAGAUUUCGACGGGUAUGAGUUCCUUGUGAAAUGGAAGGGCCUUGAUUACUGUGAAGCUACAUGGGAGCCAUGUUGUACCGAUGGUGUGCAACAGGCUGUUUCUAUGCUUGUCAGGAGGCAUAAAAAUGCUUCAAAAAGAGUUAACAUCAGCCAAACAUGUCUAGAUGGAUCAAAAAUAGAAGAGGUGCACUGUGGUGCUCUAUAUGACUAUCAACUUCAAGGUUUACAAUGGUUAAUAGAUAACUUCAAAACUAGGAGAAGCGUUAUUCUUGCUGAUGAAAUGGGUCUUGGGAAAACCGUUCAAGUUGUUUGCUUUCUGUACCACAUUAUUAAGGAAAGUUUGACUGCAUCCCCAGCAUUGAUCCUUGCUCCAAAGAGCAUCCUCCUGCAAUGGGAAAAGGAAUUUUGCCAGUGGGCUAGUGAUCUUAAUGUUAUUGUUUAUCAAGGAGACAGAGACUCUCGAAAGUGUAUCCAAGUCCAUGAAAUGUACUCUUCUGAUGGGAAACCUUUAUUUGAUGCUCUAGUGACGAGUUAUGAGUUUGUCCAAAUUGACAAGGCAGUUCUACAGAAAUUCAAGUGGUCUACAAUUGUCAUUGACGAGGCUCACAGAAUGAAGAAGCUUGACUGCAACCUUGCAGCUUGCCUAAAACGAUACUGCUCUGAAUUUCGGUUGCUCCUUACGGGAACACCGUUACAAAAUAACAUCAUGGAACUGUUUUCUUUGCUUCAUUAUAUUGAUCCGGAUGAGUUCUCUGAUCCAAAGGCUGAUGGAUUGUUCUCACCAAUUGAAUCUGGAAGGGAUUUGACAAUGGAUGAAAAAGUUGCUAGGAUUCACAAUAUUUUAAAGCCCAGGAUGUUGCGGAGAAUGAAAUCUGAUGUUCUAACAGAUUCUAUGCCAGUAAAGAAGUGGGUUGAAGUUCCAUGUGCACUUGCAGAUUCCCAGAGAGAACUUUACAUUAAUAUUUUAGAGAGGAAUUACUCAAAGCUUAACAGUGCCAUUCGGAAUGGCAGAAAACUUUCUCUGAACAACAUACUUAUGGAACUCAGAAAAUGCUGCAAUCAUCCAUAUCUAUUUCCAGGACUUGAAGUUGGACAGCAAGCAACUGAAGAUGUGUUUUUAUCACUUAUUGCUUCAUCAGGCAAACUUCAACUUCUUCAUAAGUUGCUCCCAAGAUUGAAAGAAAGGGGAAAUCGUGUACUGAUUUUCUCGCAGAUGACCAGGAUGCUUGACAUUCUUGAGGAUUUUCUUUGUUCCCUGGGAUACAAAUAUGCACGCAUCGAUGGGCAGACAUCACUCUCUGCUAGGCAGGAGAGCAUAGAAGAGUACAAAAACAUUGAUAGUGAAACAUUUAUUUUCUUGAUGUCAACUCGUGCUGGUGGCAUGGGAGUUGACCUGCCUGGUGCAGAUAGGGUAAUUAUAUACGAUCCUGACUUCAAUCCAUUUAUGGACUUGCAAGCACAAUCUCGGGCUCAUCGGAUCGGGCAGACAAGACCAGUGGUUGUUUACCAACUCAUUACAAAGUGUUCUGUCGAGGAAAAGAUACUGCAGAAGUCAAAGCAGAAGUUGGCCAUCGAAAAUAUGUUGAUGAACUCUUCCAAGAAGCCAAGUGCUGAUGAGUUGCAGUCUAUAUUACUCCAUGGAGCAAAGACAAUUGUGGACAGGAAGAUCAGUGCAACAUCCAUCCAUUAUGACAAUGAAGCCAUUGAGAAUCUCCUCAAGUUAGACCCUUCCACUGGUGAGAAAUGCUCGUCGGAUGAUAACGGUUAUCUUGGCAGCAUUGUGAGCUUUGCUCAUGGCGUCGAGGAUGAAGCACCUUCUUCCCCAAAGGUUGAGGAUCUGAAAGUUCUCAAGCCUGCUACUCCCAAGGUUGAUCUCGGCCGUGGGAAGAGGCAAAGGAAAGUCGUGAACUACGCUGACGAGGUUGAGAAUGAAGACAGUGAUGAUAUGUAUGCCCCGGAAGGUUCGUCGACUUCCGAAUUCAGCAGUUCGUCCUCCGAUGAUGAAACUGACAGCGCUCUGCAGCUGCAAAUAGUUACAGUACCGGACAUUGAUGCAGAUUAGGUGUACAACUCUGUUUCUUACUUUCUGUUUGCGUCUUUGCCUUUUGGGACCCUUGCCUUUUUAGUGAAGGGAUGGAAAUAGAAGGAAGCUUUUGGAUAGGAGCAGUAUAUAUUUAAAGGUUGAAGUUACAAGUGAGGAGGUCGAUGUAGCUAUUUUGGGUGUUGAACUGUACCACCUUAUGCAGAAACCUGAUGAUGCUUGAUGGAAAUCCAUUAGACAGCGUCCUUGCUGCACUGGUCUUGGAA
This is a messenger RNA of Oryza sativa Japonica Group (Japanese rice), 3407 nucleotides long. The record is from RefSeq and is a predicted model, not a curated record. Lineage: Eukaryota; Viridiplantae; Streptophyta; Magnoliopsida; Poales; Poaceae.